Mesorhabditis belari is the source of this 963-nucleotide messenger RNA. The record is from the annotation of a GenBank genome assembly. Lineage: Eukaryota; Metazoa; Nematoda; Chromadorea; Rhabditida; Rhabditidae.
AUGAGCUCUCGAAAAGCAAAAACCUCAAGAAAUGAAGCUUUUAAAGAGAAAGAGAAGUCGAAAGAGCUUAAGAAAGAUGAACCAAUCUCAAUUUCUUCUACUUUACUGAAAUUGGUGUUACUCGACUUCUCCGCAAUCCCAAUUCUAGCAGCCGUUCAACGUCUAUCACCAUAUCUGAAUGCAUAUACAAUCCCAAUGGUCGGCAUCUUGGUUUGUAUGGGAGUGGUCUGGGUUGGCUCGCAAAUUUUGCCAACUCGUCGAAAUCCUUGGUAUUAUUUCUUCAUUCUCUGCUCGUUCACAUGUAUUGUCGAUCUAGCAUUGGCUUUAGAAACGAUCGGAUUAUCUCAUGGUGCCUUUGAUCUCUGGCUGAACAUUGCCGAGCCUUACCUUGACACAACUUGGGGUGCCGGUGUUAACCUAAUCGAUGCCACUGUUCACUAUUCUCUGUAUAUCUUUUUAAUCAAGAGAAUACUUGAAGAGAAAAACUAUGAUUUACUUGGACUUUUCUGGUGUGGUAGUAUUCUCAAUAGCAUGUUCGUUCUUCUCGGAUCAGCCAUUUGGGGGAAUCAAUUGGAAGAACAUGAGCUUAAAGCUGGGAUUGUUUUAAACAUCCCAUAUGUUUUUUUACCUCUUCUUUUCUUUAUGGAGCAAAUGUUUGGAAAUCAAGAAGCACAAGGACCCCAACAACCAAGACCAUUUAUUUUAAUGGCUCGUUUAUUCCCUUUGGUUUCUCUUCUUAUUGGUGGAGCAAUUGAUUUGUUGGCCGUGCCAAUGUUUACAGCUCAUAUGGAAUGCACGAGUAUAUUCACGAGAACUCAGUACUAUGUUGGACUGGGAUUUGCCAUAAUUCUUAUCAACUUUCAAUUGGAUGCAAGCGUCGAGAAAGGAAAGAAGAUGACUUAUUUCAUUGCUGGUCAAGCUCUACAUGCUUUGCUCUCAAGCGUUCUCCAUUGUGCUGUUCUC